AUGCGGUUUUCUGCUUUGCUUUAUGCUAUUUGGGGGGCCAAUUCAGUUCUGUCUUCGGCUGUUGUCAUGCGAGAUGAUGCUCAUUCUAUCACCGUUGGUCCAGCAGACGCAAGUCAUAUUAGCGUCUAUGACAAAUCACUCAAACAUGUUGAUGGCGAAUUCAAACAUUGGAAAACUUUCAGCGUCAAUCAUACCUUUCCUUCAAACAAGACUUUGCUUUAUGGGUACGUCUUUUGAAUAGCGAUUUUGAGGCAAGUUAGAGCUGACCUUCUUUCAGAGAACUCGGACACGGAAAGAAGAAUGACAAAGGGCACAUGGACUGGAGAGGAUUAUAUUACCAAGUUGUCUGCGUUUCGUGUGUAACUACUGGCACCAUUGAGGUCUUUAGCUCCGGCAUAGAGGUUGAUGAAAAGGCACUGAACCCAUUGAAAUUAAUCAAAGAGCAUCACGACCACCACAACGCAACUGAGAUCAUCAAAGAUGCGAUCAAUCUACCUAUCCGAGUCCACAUGAAGAAUCUUGGCGCCCAUUUCGUGAUCAAGGCCGCUUUCUAUGCGGGUGGAUUUUAUGUGAUCCCUAUGUUCAAAUCCGAGACACCACUCGGGAUUGAAAUCGACGAAAAAAACAAGCUUGGUCUUAUCCUCAGUCUCAGUCUCAUCUUGGGUCCGGGUGCUGGAAUAGAUUUCACGUUCGGAUGGGAUGUGGUUUUCCCACAAGAUAUCACCUACGUCCUCGAUGCCAUCAAUGGCGACAUCCUCGAAAUGUUUCUGUAGGUCCAUUCGGGUCCGGUCAUUUGUGAGAUUACUAACGGGUUAUUUAGCGACGGUGCGUCGGUCCAAGAGAUUCCUGUCCAGUUCAAUAGUGGCUCUAUCGGUUUCACUGCCUGGCUGCGUCUCAAGCUGCAGGUUGCUGCGGCCGUGGAAGUCGGCGGUGUGGGCGUCAACAUUGCGGCUGGUGUCUUUUACGAUCUGAUGCAGUAUAAAUUGAAACUCACCUACGAGCCCCGAGCCGUCUCGAAUUGCACGCUGGAAUUGUCACAGGCCAUGUUCCAGGAUUAUGCAGGUUUUGCCAUUGCCGAAGUGGACAAGAACGGAUUCAAUCUCAAUAUUGGUCCAACCUUCAUCUCUACCUUUGUGACACUCGACUUGGGAAAGACCUGCUUCAAACAUCAUGCUACUCCCACAGCGGCCAUCAUCCCAACCUCGAGACCGGAACUGCCUGCAUCGGCACCCGCUGGUCCAGCUCAUACUGCCGGCCUUGUUGCUCGUCACGUGGUCCCUACCGCCAGUCCAACCGUCUCGCCUAACAUUGGUACUUCCAACACCCUCCCAAUGACAACCUCGACCGUCACCUCAACCUCCUAUUCCACACGCACAACUUGCGCGCCCCACGCAACGGAUUGCUCUGGAAGAGUCGAGCAGGUGGUGAGCAAAAUCAUUGUCACAACAACCAUUUGCCCCGUUUCAAUCGUGGCUUCGAGUGUUCUCAACAACUCUUCAUCCGUCACACCCAGUGGCACGACGAUCAUGAUAUCUUCAUCCCCAUCGCCUUCACCAACCACCGUGGAAUUCACUACGCGUACUUUGUACGAUGACGAAGUCUUCACCGUCACAUCUUGCAAAUCCAUGUGGGAUUACUGUCCCACACAUCUCCAGGUCCCGCUGGUUCAAACCGUGCCAGUGGUUCGAUACGUAACCGUCUGUCCCAUUGACCAGACCGAGUUCCCUUCUGUCUCGACAGCAGCGUCUGUUCAAACUCCAAUCAGUGGUAUUCCGGCCUCAAUUACAGCAGAUAUGUCUGAACCCGUUCCCACGCCACCACAGAGAAUCAUCAUCGACAACCCACGGUAUAUGGUAGUACUCGAGACCCCAAUCAUCAGAUCACUUGACAUGUACGUUCCACCAGUUCCAACAGCUAUCUUCGUAGCAAACGCCACCAUCCCGCUUUCGGCCACAAACAAACAUCCCAACCCCAUCAUGAACCCCUCUAAAGCUAUUACGACAUCAAGAGGAGCAGCUACUUCUUCUGGCUUGCUAAACCCAACCGCAGCACCCAUUCCAAGCUUGGUACAGGUUGGUCAUGCGGCGACCCUAGCUGCUAGCUCGAUAGGGUGCGUAUUUGCGGGAAUGUUUAUGAGUUUGUGGAUAUAA
Messenger RNA from Hymenoscyphus albidus, 2150 nucleotides. NCBI's taxonomy places the organism in Eukaryota, Fungi, Ascomycota, Leotiomycetes, Helotiales, Helotiaceae. The record is from the annotation of a GenBank genome assembly.